GUUUGGGUUUGAGAGUCAGAUAGUUUUUUUCACCUAAUCGGAGAGUUUGACGACAAAAUCGGGGAGUAAAUUUGAAAGAUUCUCCAAUCUCUUUGUCAAGGUUAAAUGAAGAAAGAACGACAAAUGCUCAUACAAGCUCCGACUGAUUCCUUUUCAGCAAUGAAGCAAGGUGUUGAGAAACGUAAAGAAAGAAGGAAGUGGACACCCAACGAAGAUGUUGUGCUCAUCAGUGCGUGCUUGAACACCAGCAAGGAUCCAGUUGUUGGGAAUGAGCAAAAAGCUGUAGCGUUUUGGAAACGCAUUCAAGCUUAUUUUAACUCAAGUCCACAACUUGUUGGUCUGCAAAAUAAAGAGGCCAGUCACUGUAAGCAAAGGUGGGGAAGGUUAAAUGACCAAGUAUGCAAGUUCGUUGAAUGCUAUGAGGCUGCAAUGAAAGAGCAAUCAAGCGGCCAGAAUGAGAAUGAUGUUAUGAAAGUGGCUCAUGAAAUCUUCUUCAACGAUUACCAGGUCAAGUUCACCCUUGAACAUGCAUGGAGGGAGCUUCACCAUGACCAUAAAUGGUGUUUGACUUCUUCUGUUAAAGAUGGUAAGGUCAAAAAAAAAAAGCUUGAGGAGGGUUGUGCAUAGUCUUCAAGCUCCCAACCAGAAAGCCAUGGAGAGGAUGUAUCAAUGGCUCAUCUGCCUGGUGUUAAGGCAUCAAAGGCUAAAGCUAAAAUGACUGGGAACAAGAUAACCAGUGCUAAAGAAGAAAGCAAGGAACUGUUGGAGUUACAGAACGUGUGGGAGAUAAAGCAAAAAGACUUGGAAAUAAAAGAGAAGCUUUCUAAGAAUAAAUUGCUUGGCAGUCUCCUUUCAAAAACAGAACCACUUUCUGAUAUAGAAAUAGCGCUAAAGAACAAGCUAAUUAGUGAGAUGUUGUCAUAAGUACUAUCUCCUUAUAAUCUCUCAUGCUUUCCAACGAUUGGUAAAGUUUUAAGACUUUCUUGUGGGUUUUGACUUUUGUGUCCUUAUUUAUGUGAUUUGG
Molecule: messenger RNA, 1024 nt
Organism: Eutrema salsugineum
Lineage: Eukaryota; Viridiplantae; Streptophyta; Magnoliopsida; Brassicales; Brassicaceae
Product: glutathione S-transferase T3-like
Exons: 3
Coding region: 106-627 (173 amino acids)
Source: RefSeq, a predicted model, not a curated record